UCGCUCGUAUCUCUCAUUGCAACUUUUGCAGGCACUCACUCCACAGACAUGAUCACAAGCUGAAGCCAAGACCUGCAAUUUGGCUCUGUUUUGGAGCCAAACACCACCGAGACCCGUGGAGUUAAGUUGCAGACGUCCGUUUCUCAUCACGCACCCCGGGCCGAUCAUCAAAUGUAAAUUCUGGAUGUGAUUUUUCAGUCUUUUAUCCCUUUUCUCUCCCCCGAUGAACUGGGUUAGUAAUGCAGGAGAUAGCAGCGAUUCUGUCCGCGGCUCAAGAUGGCAGAUUUUUAUUGAGUUGUGAACAGUGCUGUCGCUUCAUUUUUUGCCAUGAAUAACAGAAACCCUUGCACCGAUGGCCCCUGUAUACGAAGGUAUGGCCUCGCAAGUGCAAGUCUUCUCCCCUCACACUCUCCAGUCAAGUGCCUUCUUUAGCGUGAAGAAACUGAAGGUGGAGCAGAGUUGCAACUGGGAUAUGACAGGGUACGGCACGCACAGCAAGGUCUACAGUCAGAACAGCAAGCAGAGUGUGUCAGUCGCCCCUGUGGGCAUCAACGGCGCCAGUCUCCAGGUUUCCAACUCUUCCCUGUCAUACGAACAGGCCCUACUCUUCCCGGCCGGCUCGGGGCACAUUGUUGUGGCCUCAGCCAGCAGCACGUCUGGGGCAGCUGGUCAACUGUUGGGCAGCACUGGUAGCAGCGGAAGCGGCAGCGGAGGCCAUAACCUGACGCGCCGCAGCACCGUCAGUCUGCUGGACACCUACCAGCGAUGCGGGCUUAAGCGCAAAAGUGAGGAACUUGACAACAACAACGGCAGUGGUAGUGGGAGUAGUGUGCAUGUGGUUGAGGAGCAGCAGCCGCCGGCACCCAUGAUCCAGAACAACGUGCAGAGCGGGGCCACCGUCGCGACCGCGACUGCCUCCACCACGGCCACAUCCAAGAACAGUGGAGCCAACAGCGAGGGCGACUAUCAGCUCCUACAACAUGAAGUGCUGUGCUCCAUGACCAACACCUACGAGGUGCUGGAGUUCCUGGGUCGAGGGACGUUCGGGCAAGUGGUGAAGUGCUGGAAACGGGGCACCAGUGAGAUCGUGGCCAUCAAGAUCCUGAAGAACCACCCUUCCUAUGCGAGGCAGGGCCAGAUUGAGGUGAGCAUACUGGCACGGCUGAGCACGGAGAGUGCGGACGACUACAACUUUGUUCGAGCGUACGAGUGCUUCCAGCACAAGAACCACACGUGCCUGGUCUUCGAGAUGUUGGAGCAGAACCUCUACGACUUCCUCAAACAGAACAAGUUCAGCCCGUUGCCGCUCAAGUACAUCCGACCGAUCCUGCAGCAGGUCGCCACUGCCCUGAUGAAGCUCAAGAGCCUAGGACUGAUCCACGCUGACUUGAAGCCUGAGAACAUCAUGCUUGUAGACCCAGCCCGCCAACCCUACAGGGUCAAGGUGAUCGACUUCGGAUCUGCUAGUCACGUCUCCAAAGCGGUGUGCUCCACCUACCUGCAAUCUAGAUACUAUAGGGCUCCAGAGAUCAUCCUGGGUCUGCCGUUCUGCGAGGCCAUAGACAUGUGGUCUUUGGGUUGUGUGAUCGCUGAACUGUUUUUGGGAUGGCCUCUUUAUCCCGGAGCAUCAGAGUAUGACCAGAUCCGCUACAUCUCUCAAACGCAGGGCUUGCCAGCAGAGUAUCUGUUAAGUGCAGGGACGAAAACAACCAGGUUUUUCAACAGAGACCCCGACUCCACCUAUCCUCUAUGGAGACUGAAGACCCCCGAGGACCACGAGGCAGAGACGGGCAUCAAAUCUAAAGAGGCUCGCAAAUACAUCUUCAACUGCCUGGAUGAUAUGGCGCAGGUGAAUAUGACCACAGACCUGGAGGGCAGUGAUAUGUUGGCAGAAAAGGCAGACAGAAGAGAGUUCAUUGACCUGCUGACCAAAAUGCUGACCAUCGACGCAGACAAGAGAAUAACACCCAUCGAGACCCUCAACCACCCCUUCGUCACCAUGACCCACUUGCUGGACUUCCCUCACAGCACACAUGUCAAAUCCUGCUUCCAGAACAUGGAGAUUUGCAAGCGUCGGGUGAACAUGUACGAUACAGUCAAUCAGAGCAAGACCCCCUUUAUAACACAUGUAGCCCCCAGCACCUCGACCAAUCUCACCAUGACCUUCAACAACCAGCUGAACACUGUGCAUAGCCAGGCCACCAACCUGGCUCCCUCUUCCACCAGUGCCACCCUUUCCCUUACCAAUCCCGAUGUCUCCAUACUAAAUUACCAAUCUGCACUCUACCAGCCUUCUGCGGCCCCCAUGGCUGCCGUGGCACCCAGGACGAUGCCCCUCCAGCCCGGUGCACCGCAACUCUGUGCCGCCCGACCCGAUCCCUUCCAGCAGGCCCUCAUCGUCUGCCCACCUGGCUUCCAAGGUUUGCAAGCAUCGCCCUCUAAACACACUGGCUACUCUGUGCGGAUGGAGAACGCAGUUCCCAUAGUAACACAGGCCCCCGGUGCCCAACCUCUGCAGAUCCAGCCAGGCCUUCUGACACAGCAGGCCUGGCCAUCUGGUACUCAACAGAUUCUCCUUCCUCCAGCGUGGCAGCAGCUCACACACACUUCAGUGCAACACGCCACCGUCAUCCCAGACUCCAUGACCAGCUCACAGCCUCUGGCUAACUGGAGGAAUUCCCAUCCCCAUGGCAGCCAUUACAAUCCCAUUAUGCAACAGCCAGCCUUACUGGCAGGUCACGUCACCCUGCCCCCUCAGCAACCUCUUAAUGUGGGUGUGGCUCAUGUCAUGAGACAGCCAUCCAACAACCAAUCAAACUCCAAAAAGAACAAGCAGCACCAGAUGAACAACAGGAACGUGUCAGGGUACGACGUGUCCUCCACCCAGCCGGUGACGUCACCUCAGCGCUCCAAACGGGUGAAAGAGAACACCCCGCCUCGCUGUGCCGUGGUUCAAAAUGGCCCUCCCUCCACCUGCGUCCCAUCACAGACCUGCACAGGCGGUGGAUGGGGAGGUGAACAGGCAUGUAGCACUACUCGAGACCACCACGGUCAACACAACCCACCACGCCAAACCAUCAUCAUCCCCGACACCCCGAGCCCAGCGGUCAGCAUCAUCACCAUCAGCAGUGACACGGAUGAGGAGGAUGACCUCAAACAACCCACUAACACCAGCACAUCAUCCAAACAGAGGAAGAAUGUCAUCAGCUGUGUGACCGUUCACGAUUCCCCUGACUCUGAUUCCAGCAAUACCAGCCCUUACGCUGUGGACUCCCGGACCAAUGGCCCCAACGCCAAUGGCUACGACUCUAAAGGUGCAGUCCUGGAUAACUACAGCAAUGGGAACCCCCGCACCAUCAUCAUCCCCCCGCUGAAGAGCCAGACCAGCGAAAAUCUGGGAGAGUGUGAUAGACUCUUGCCUGAUGUCAUGAACCACCAGAACUCCACCUACAAGUUCAAAACCUCCAAUGGAGGCUUCUCUGGCAACAACCACACAUCAGGAGGAGUGACAGGAGGUGGGGCAUACCGGCAGCAGCGCACAGGACCACACCCCUUUCAGCAGCAGCCUCUAAAUCUCAGCCAGGCCCAGCAGCACAUGGCAGUUGAGCGUAACGGAGGUCACCGGCGGCAGCAGGCAUACAUCACCCCCACUAUGGCCACCCAGGCGCAGUACUCCUUCCACAACAGCCCCACCCACACGGCUAACGUUCACCCGCACCUGGCCGCUCCACAUCUGCCUGGGCAACCACACCUCUACACUUACACUGCCCCUGCUGCCCUGGGCUCCACUGGCACAGUGGCCCACCUGGUCGCUUCGCAGGGUUCAGCUCGUCACGCAGUCCAGCACGCCAGCUAUCCUCCAGGCAUUGUCCACCAGGUGCCUGUAAGCAUGGGUCACCGCGUGCUGCCCUCGCCCACCCUUCACCAUGGCCAAUACCAGGCCCAAUUUGCCCACCAGACCUACAUCAGUGCUUCUCCUGUCUACACUGGAUACCCGCUGAGCCCCACCAAGAUGAACCAGUACCCUUACCUCUAAAGCUGAAACACUGGAGCCCAGCCAAUCGCUGCUUACCAUUUCUCCCCUUAUCCCACCUAGAGACAGAGAGACAUGCUGAAGCCUAUCGACCCUUAACCCCAUCCCCUUGUUCCUGUCAUGCUUAAACUUGAAGACAAUGAAGACGCCGACGGAUAGAGGUAGUGUACUCUGAGAGGGAACAGAAGGGUACUGAGGAACUUUCUUUUCAGAUGAGUUUUAUUUCGCCUUCUCAAAAGGGCCAGUUAACGUUUUAUUUCUUGAUCUGGAGGUUUUGUUUCUUUUAAAACAGAAGGAGUUUUGUUUUGUUUUUCUUUCGCAACAAGGUCUCAUCAACAGGCCGUUUGGGAGAGACAGAGUUCCAUUCAGCGGAGAUUUUGUUUGCUUUUCGCUUUCUUGAAAUCAUUCACUGACUGUUGAGCCGAGGUCACGACGUGGAUGUUGUGAAUUCCUACAUGAUUUUUUUUUGGAUAAGGUGAAAUACGGAUAUCUGCUGCUCUUCAAAGAAAAAAACAACAACGAUGGCCUUGAACUGUCUUAAACGUUUCCAAAUUAAAUGCGACGAGCGGUAUUGUGCAUUCUCCGCUGCGCUCUCUCCGAAAAAAGAAGAAAAAAAACACCUGGAGGAAUCUUCUGGAAAUAGGACGACAAAACUUUUUAGUGUAUUUAUAGACUUUUCUUUGUUUUGUGUUCACAAUUAGAAAAGGAAAUAUGUUUGUCAUACCGUAGUUCGUUAGCUGGGCCCCUCUUUGUAGAAUGUAGCAGUCUGCACCCGUUGAUUUAAUGAAGAACCUUUCUGAUACCAAUAGAUACUCGUUUUUCCUCUUUCAAUGUGAUUGCACAAAGUGGUUACAAUAACAUAGGCAUGUUCAACACGGUAGUCAGUUGUGCGUUUGCGUGCAUGUGUGCGCUCAGCACAUCUGUGCGACGUAUUCCUCCACAGUCUUAGGUUUAUCAUUGUUACCUCGUAGUGCCUUACAUAUAUUACGACAGUUUACUUGGCUGGAAACCCUCUAGAACCAGAUGCUAGUCAGAGAGUUGGCUCCUAGGUUGAACAUUUUCAUCCGAGCUGUUUCCUGUGUGUGUGUUUUGUUUUGUUCUUUAAGUUCCAGGCGUAAGCGAUAGCCCUAAACGUUAUUUAAAUGCUUCUCGUUUAGCGUGCAUGAGGUCUUUUACAUUUAAAGAUAAACGUACUUGCCUGGGGUAAUGAACCAAAGUCGUCAUUUUAAAGAUAAGUAACUUUUGUUCUGGAUAGUGGAUAUAAUUAUAUAUAGCGUAUUUACUGUACAUACCGUAGCUAUGCGUUUUAGUCACCUUGCGAUCAAUGCAAUGACACCUGAUUUAUGCUGUACAUGUCAUGAAAGGGAGACUAAAAGGAUAUUUGACGGAAAAAGCCAAGUAUCAUUCAAUCAGUUUGAGAUCGGGAGCACAAUUUGUUUAAUAUUAAAAUAAAACACACCAGGUCUAAAGAGGUUGUCUGUUUAUGGAAGGCUGGACUUGAGCCAGAAGCAGAAAUGGCUUAGAAACCUGGGAGGGUUCGAGAAGGAGAUUCUUGUUAGGAGUGGAUGAGGUUGCGAACUUGUGGAUUUUGAUGGGAAUUGUUGGGAAGCGAGAGGGCGAAUUCCACAUUUUUAAUGAGAAUUAGCAUGUUGGCUUUGAGCAUGUUGGUAUUGUAGAUGCUGAAGGAAGCCGUGCAGCGUGACUGCACACCACACUCUGAGUUAAGUGCUCAGUCGAGGUUCUGCAAAGAUCUGUGGGGUUUUGAUUCUCACGUACACUUUAGGGGUCCAAACAGCCCCACUGCAUGAGGAUGUCAAGAACAACAUGCACCGGAAAUCAAAAUUGGCUUAGUCUUUUUUUCACUGGUUGUCUUACUGUAGGACUCACUAAUGCUACCGGUGUCACGUCAGUAAAGAAAUAAUGAAAGUGUAGAAAACUGUGGGCCAAUGCUUGUCUUAUUGCUGCUUAAUUUAAAGUUGAUAUGCUAGCCAAUCAUUUACACCGUGUCCUAACCAUGUGCUCUGCAGUAAAGUUAUUUAAAAGAUAAGAAAGAAUUAUAUAGUAUAUUAUAUAUACUCUAUCUUUAAACAUAUUGGUGUUAUGUGUCAUAAUUAAAAAAAGAAAGAAAACUAUGCUUUUAUUCAGGAAGCACUGAUUGAUCAAAAGUGAAAAUAGAGACAUUUUUAAUUUUACAAAAUGUUAUUUUAAGUAUAUGCUGUUCUUUUAAACGUUCUAUUUUUCAAAGUAUCAUGAAAAAACUGCCUCACAAUUUCUCAACAUAGACUCAUUCUGAAAGCGUAGUCCUAUAUACAUUUCUGGAGAUCGGAAAUUAUGUAGCCAGAAGUACUCAUGCGUACUACAUGAAAUUUUUUAAAUAAACACUACAUGGCAGUAUGUUGUCGUUCCUUUACCAGCUUACUGCUUACCUUUGUAUGGACGGCUUUCUAGCUGUUACCAGUUCGUCCAGUUAGCUCUUCAUGUACAUCGGUGGACUUUAGACUCUAAGAGGAGAUGACCAGGUUGAUGGGGUUCGAGUCUGGUGAAAAACGCUUCCAGAAAGCGGGUAAAACAAAAACAGAACAUGAAAAUUAAAUGAACAAGUAAAUAACAAGGUGAAAAUGUGGUAAAACAUGGUAAAAAUCAGGCUUUUCUUUUUCUGAAUUGCUUUUUAAGUUUGUCAGUUGGUUUUAGGGAACAGGGUGAGCAGGUCAAUCUGUGUUUUUUAAAAUACUAUUGGUUGGGUUAAGGAAAGGAAGGGGUGGGUCAGUCAGUCAAACAGUCAGUCAACAGCGCACUCUGGUGGAGAACAACAGGCACUUAUGGCACUCGCGAGAGAAAUUUGAGAUCUCAAAAAACGUACACAGUGGCCUCUCGUGGAUUUGUGAAAAAAAAAACUGCAAAAAAACGUAGUUCCUGGGAAGUAUUUAACGGUCUCCAGUAAUGUACAGAAAUGGCUACUGAGAAUCCACGACACACCUCCACAGUAAAGUGCGUGAACCUGCAACAUGGUAUUACACCAGAAAUACAUGGCCAACAGGGGGCAGUUAUGUAACAUGGUAAGCAUACUGAACUGAUCCAAUAUACUGAGCACGUGAGCUACCUGUAAACGGUGUGAAAACGCCAUUCUUUAGGCAGCUGUGUGUGUUAUCUUUUACUAUAGAGUUUAACUGGUUAAAAUGCCGAUUUUGAAGUGUCUAUUUAGGCUAAGAGCAGAUAGCGCACCUCUUUGGAAUAAGCUGUAUACAGAGUUACAUUAUCAGAAUGAGCCUGGGUUGCAAUUUCUACAAAAAUAUUAAGUUAAUGAAAAAUAAUAAUAGCUGUAAUAAAUGUUUCUUCGCCAAAUGCAGCAUGAUAAAAUGAUUUCAGAGGGAUUGUGUGAAACUGAGGACUGGAGUUAUGAUGCUAAAAAAUUGCUUUGCUUAGGAAUAAAUUGCAGGAAAACAAAAGAAUGUUAUAUAUUUAACAAAAAAACAGAUAUUCAAAAUUGUACCAAUAUUUCACAGUAUUACUGUUUUACUGUACUUUUGGCCAAAUAAAUGCAGCAUAUGAAACUUAAAAUAAAUAAAUAAAUAAAUAAAAAUUAAAUUAAACUGUGGCACCCACAAACUUGAAAAUCAGUACAACCAUAAGGAAAAGGAAAAACUAAACAACUAAAAAAAAAAAUAUUAUAUCAUUAUUUAAUGGAUUGGAAUAAAUAUAAUAAAGUGACAAAAAUAAAAGCAAGAAUAGACAGAACACCUGCUGCAAUAUCUACUGUUUAGCCCCGCCCUCAUUGAAAUCUCAUUGGUUCAGAAUAGUUUGCAUAACUUAAAGCUAAACCUCAGAUAUGGAUUGGCUUUGCUUUAGCGUUUUUUAUGCAUCUGGUUAGGACACAGUGCUUGUUUUGUUUUGAUGUUGUCUAACGUGCACAUUCUUAUAGAGCAAGGGUCACCCAUCUUGUUCCUGGAGGUACGGCUCCCUGCAGGGUUUAGCUCUAACUUGCCUCAACACAUCUGCCUGGUUGUUUCAGGUAUACCUAGUACAACCUUGAUUACCUUGUUGGGUGGGUUUGAUUAGGGUUGAAGCUAAAAUCUGCAGGACACCGACCCUCCAGGAACAAGUUUGGUGAUCCCUGUUAUAGAGUAUGAAUUACAGUAUAUUCCGUCUGCCCUACUUGCAUUUGAAGUAGUUUAUGUUAUUCUGUUGCUAGUUAUGAUGUGUUCUCGUAUAGAGUGUUGCAAUAAUGUUUGUGGAUGUUUAUUCAUUAAUUGUCUUUUUUUAUAUAUUUCAAGCAUCGUCUCUUUGAUUUCUGGUGGUCACUGUGUAAUUGUGAUAUUUAGUAUUCUACAUCUGGUAGAAAGCAUUGUCCAAUGUGCUCGGCUAAGGUCUGACACUAUUGUAACUCAAGCCUUCCAACUGGAGCUCGUCAGAUUGAUUCAUAAAGCUGCGUGUUAUGACGUAGAAUGCCAAUAGACUUACGUUGUUAAUGUUGUAUGUUUGCUUAAGCUUAAGUUGGAUGCUCAUUCAAGCACACAGUUGAGAAAGGCUCCUUCGAUGUUAGUUGCAUAAAACAUUCCAUUCCGGAAGGAGCCGUUUCUGACUGCACUGAUCUGUAGUCUCCAGUCUGUCUCACCUCACAGGGACCGGCCUGUACGACCAAAUCGGGACUCCGCUGGCAUUCAAGGACUUUUUUGUUCUUCCCACCAAAGAAAUUCAGCAUGUCGUUGAUGCACAGACGUGUCUCUUGCUGAAAUGGAAAAGAUAGACUGAGUUUGAGUCAUAUUUGGAAAGCAUAAAAAAAAAA
Messenger RNA from Danio rerio (zebrafish), 8816 nucleotides. Lineage: Eukaryota; Metazoa; Chordata; Actinopteri; Cypriniformes; Danionidae. The record is from RefSeq and is a predicted model, not a curated record.